Colletotrichum gloeosporioides is the source of this 1236-nucleotide messenger RNA. RefSeq names its product Procollagen galactosyltransferase 2. The record is from RefSeq and is a predicted model, not a curated record. The transcript has 2 exons. Bases 1 to 1236 code for a protein of 411 amino acids. Lineage: Eukaryota; Fungi; Ascomycota; Sordariomycetes; Glomerellales; Glomerellaceae.
AUGUCUCGAGCAAGCCCGUGGGCUGGUUCGAAGGAGUCUGAGGAUCUUCCUCGUUUGUCUUCGGCGUCACAGUCAUCUCUCAGACCUAUCUACGAAUCGAAAAGACCGGCCUUCCUCGACCGCAACAUUUUCAAGAUUAUGAGAGAACAUGUUCCCGCCCGUUUAUUCAGCAACCGGCGUUUAUUGCUAGCAGUUCUUGCGACAGUAUUUGUUAUCAUUCUCGUCUCCGCCGCUAAAACAGGAUCGCAGCCGCCGAUUGUCCUCGCCGUGAGCGCUGCAGCCAACCGCACUCUGGGCUUUGGCUCCAUCCAGAUGAUCAGUCUACCAAUUCGACAAGAUAAAGCCGAUGCCGCCACUGUCCAAAGUUUCCUAUCGAAUAUUGACAUCCAGAUCGUUGAAGGGGUCAACGGAAGUCGACUAGGAGAAGUUGGACUACCACCCAGCAGUAUCCCCGAUGCUGAACCUGGCCAGGCUUUAUCGGCUGGCGAAAAAGGAUGUUGGCGAUCUCACGCAAAUGUAUGGAGAGGUCUGCUGCACACAGACGUGGAGACUGUCUUGAUCAUGGAAGACGACGUUACCUGGGACAUCCAUAUCAGAGACGUCAUGCGCCUCGCAGCAUCCCAUUUGCCAGGUCUUUUGAAUGGAACUGGGCUGCUUGGCCUCAACCCGACGCGAAGCUCCGAGGAACAGGCUCAGGUCGAUCCGUGGCACAGCAACAUGUGGGAUUUGAUUACCUUUGGCCACUGCGCUGACGGCGACCAGUGGAAAUCAGAGAAGGUCAAAUACGACGAUCCAUACACAAGUGGAGAGCAUGGAGAGUGGCAUGGAGUGGGUGUCAAAGGUGGCCGUCGCAUGUUGCGCAGAGCUGGCGGCAUGGCUUGUACCGGCGCGUAUGCUGUGAGCGCUCGGGGUGCCGCCAAACUUUUGCUCCGAAGUGGGUUUGACCUCAACCUUCCGGUCGACGUGAUUAUGAACGACAUGAUCAAGAGUGAUCAGCUACGAGCGUAUAGCAUUUGGCCUCCACCAGUCGUCCAGUGGCGCUAUCGUGACAAGUUGGGCAUGUGGGGAGCUAUGGGCAGUGAUAUUAGAGUAGAGCACAAGGAUAAAGAUCGUAGUGGCUGGGAAGAUGCUCAUAAGAAUCAUGAUAUCUGGCUACUGAAGGGGGAAACCAAGGGGUUGAAAGAUCCAGCGAUCAAGAGCGCCUGGGGUGUGUUGAUAGGUCAUGAAGAUGACUAG